Pectinophora gossypiella (pink bollworm) is the source of this 1773-nucleotide messenger RNA. Its product is annotated as guanine deaminase. Gene Ontology annotation, cellular component: cytosol. The record is from RefSeq and is a predicted model, not a curated record. Gene Ontology annotation, molecular function: zinc ion binding; guanine deaminase activity. The transcript is spliced from 8 exons. Bases 211 to 1554 code for a protein of 447 amino acids. Lineage: Eukaryota; Metazoa; Arthropoda; Insecta; Lepidoptera; Gelechiidae. Gene Ontology annotation, biological process: guanine catabolic process.
AACAUACUCUGUCUCCGUCACUCACUGGUGUCGAAUGUUUAUUGUUUUCGAGACAUUGAAGUUUUAUCAGAAAGUUUUUAUCAGCAAUGUUACAUGUUUUAUGUACCUACAAUGUAGUAAGUAACCUAUGAGUAACCUAUUAAAUUUCAGUCUUGCUGAUUUGAAGUUUCUUUGAUCAUUUCCUGCGCUCAAAGUUCUGACAAAGUCGAAAUGUCUUGGGAAAAAAUGGUAUUUGUAGGAGUAAUCGCAUUUCCGCGAUCCCUGGAUACACUAUUGAUAACCUAUGGAUAUCUAGCUGUUGAAAAUGGAAAGGUGUCAAAGCGUGGCACUCUACAUGAAUUCUCUGAAAUGGAGAAAGUAAAUGCAUGGUCAGAUUUCAACGUCAUCCGCUUAACCGACAGCCAGUUCAUAAUGCCUGGGCUCGUAGAUUGCCACACCCACGCUCCUCAGUUCCCCAACAUCGGGCUUGGCCUAGAUAGGCCAUUGCUUGACUGGUUGGAGAGAUAUACUUUUCCCCUCGAGAAACGCUAUGUGGAUGCCCAGUUUGCUGCAUCUGUUUAUGAAAAUGUUGUUCGCCGUCUGCUGGACUGCGGAACUACCACUGCUUGCUAUUUUGCCUCCAUCCACCUGGAAGGCACAAUGGAGCUGGUGAAGAGUGUCAUUAAACAUGGUCAGCGUGCCCUAGUGGGUAAAGUCAGCAUGAAUGUUCGCAACAAUGCUGGCUAUUACAAUGAAACUGAGAAAGAAAUUGCUGAUGUGGAAUACUUUAUCAAGAGAGUAUUAAGCUUUAAGCAUGAUUUAAUUGCACCGAUUGUGACACCACGGUUUGCGCUGAGCUGUGAUGAACAGCUCAUGACAUGCCUGGCUAAAAUUGCAGAAAAAUAUGGAUGCCUUGUGCAGACCCACAUAUCCGAAAAUUUACGGGAAGUGGAGCAAGUUUUGCGCAACAACCCAAAAUGCAGCAGCUAUGCUGAGGUUUAUGAUAAAUGCAAGCUUCUGAACCAUAAGUGCAUCUUGGCUCAUGGUGUAUAUCUCACCGAUGAUGAAAUUACACUCCUCAUGUCAAGAAAAGUCUCUGUGGCGCAUUGUCCAGCUUCCAACACUCGGCUAAAAUCGGGUUUAUGCCCGGUGCGGAAGCUAUUGGACCAUGCGAUCACGGUGGGCCUUGGAACAGAUGUGUCUGGAGGUGACAAUGCCACCGUGCUAGACGCAAUGCGUCGCGCAAUGGACGUGUCGACGCACUUGGAGUUUGCUCAGGGGAUUGGUCCCAGCAUUGGUUGGAAGGAGGCCGUCUGCCUCGCCACGCUGGGGGGCGCGAAAGCUCUGAACCUGGAGGACAAGAUUGGCACCUUCGACGUCGGCAAAGAGUUCGAUGCGCUAUUGAUCGACGUGUACGCAGCGAACGGGCCGAUAGACCGGUACAACCACGCGGCGGAGAAGGGCAAGGACGCCGCGGCCACGGCGCUGGUGAAGCGCUUCGUCUACCUGGGCGACGACAGGAACAUCGCUCAGGUCUACGUCAAGGGGAUUAAAGUCAAAGAUACCAUGAUCUAAUAACUGCAAGUUUGCUGCCGUCAAUCAACUCCUCAGUUAUUUCAUCAGACGACCGUAUUCAGACUAGUGUCAGCAUCGUCAACGUACAUAUCUACGUGUGUAAUAACUAAUAUACCGAAUGUCCUCUUAUCCCAAUCUCGAUGUUGUGAUGUGUCCGAAUCCGAAUUUACCCCAAAUAUAAAUCAAUUAUCUGGAUGUUGUGUUAAUAGCUUUAAGCGU